GCGUGCUUUCUCAGGCACUCAACCUCUUCAUGACUGCGAGAGGCACAGGGAAGAAGGGGAACUAGCUGAGGUAUUUGUGGGAGAAACCCGUUGCCCGGCUUGGGCUUGAAUGCAAGGGGUCUAAAUCUGUGGGGCUGUAAACACCUGUGUCGGCUGGAUGUGACCUGAAUGAAACAGGCAGCCCAGAGCAGGGCGUGGUGAGCUCGGAGUGCCUUGAUGUUUCUUUUCCCUCAGCAGUGUUUUUCUGACUCUGUCACGCUGGACUAACAUCAGUGCUUCCCUCGGAGCCCAGAGUGAUGCUCCGGACAGGAUGGCUACUUUCGAUCCUCCCACGGGCCCCGCGCCUCAGGAUGCUUGCAACAGGGAAGGACUGAGGGGAGAGCGUCUUGCCUGAGCGUUUUUCCACAAAGCUUCUGCUGUUUUCUUAACUUGCAAUCUCUUCUCGUGAGGAAGUCAAGAGGAGCGAUUGCUUUGAGAUUUUCCUCCCCACCGAUCCUCACAGAGUUUAAUGUGGGGGAGGAGGACCAGAGGCAGGUUCAGACCAAACACACAAGUCCAGGCGGGUUGAUGCGGCUCCUGACACAAUCAACAAGGAAGAGCCAGGCCACACCUGAAGAGGCAGGACAGAGUGUGUGGCCAGAGACAGGAGAGAAAUCUGGCAAGAUGUGAACCAGCAGAGGGAAAUAAAUAGUCCACUGGAAGCCACUUUGGGACACUAAAGAUGGAGUCAACAGGCAGAGAGGAGGAGACAUACGUGUUGGUGGAAUAUGCCUUUGAAUACACCUCCAAGGAUGGCCAGCUUAUCACAAUCAAACCCAAUGAGAGAUAUAUGCUUUUAAGGCGAACCAAUGACCAUUGGUGGCAUGUUAGGAAGAGCAAAAAUUCCCGGCCUUUUUACAUCCCAGCUAAAUAUGUCAGAGAGCUGAGCCCCUUCACGCCUUCUGAGAAGCCACCUUCCACCACACGGCUGGAGACUACCAAUUUAGGGACCUCCAUUGGAGUUGGCAGUGAUCAAUUGCCAGAGUAUGAAUAUCGAUUUGUGACAGCUGUUCAAGAAUGCAAAACAGAUACCUCACAGCAGUGUUCCAGCUCCUUAGGGAUGGAAACAGUGGUGUCUCCUGAGGAUAAUGGGAAGAUUCUACCCACUUCUGGAGCAGUGAGAGGCACACGGCCCCCUCUCAGUGCCUCAUACGGUUCCCUUAAGCCUCCUUACCCAACAGACUCUAAUCUUCCUCUGGCAGGUCAUGGCCAUUCUGCUGACCACAUGAGGCCUGCUGUAUCCCUGGAUGACUUGGCAAGGUUCACAGCUCCCAGCCUGGCAGGUGUGGGGAACUCUGGAUUGUACAAAGCUGCCUCAUGGGCUCACCCUCACCCGCUUCUGAAGAACAGCUCUGAAAACAUCUCCAAACUGAUGAAAGACCGAGUGAAACAGGACAUGCAGGAACACUGUGCCAAAGAGUCGCUUGAAGAAGUGGCCACAGAUCCAGUAUAUGUGAACCUACGAGAACUUCGGUUGGAGCACAGUACUGCCACUGCGAACAAUGCCCAAUCCUCGUUCCGACCGUGCCUUAGCAACCCCUUGAACCCCUGGGAAACUCACACUGACACUGAAAGUGGUCGCUUGUUCUAUUACAAUUCUGUGACUGGUCAGACAACAUGGGAAUCUCCCUUUGAGGCUUCCUUGAAUAGCGUGAGUCCUUCCCAUUCUCACUCUCCCAGCCCUGCCACACCUGCUGAGUGGAACCAAUAUGUAGAUGAGGCCAGUGGGCAGAUAUUCUUCUAUAACGCAGCCACGGGUGAGACAUCGUGGGAUGCACCCCAGGUGAAUGAGAUUCUCAAUCCUUCAGAGAUGCAGCCUGCAUUUACUCCUUACAACUCUCUGGAUCAGAGGCCACCAACUCCAGAAACUGACUACUCCAACCUUUCUCCUGAUGAACUUGAACACUACCCAGAGGAAGAUUAUUCUCCAGUUGGAUCCUACAAGCAAUUUGACUAUACUGGUAUUCCUUCAGGAUACCAGGGCUGGACUUCCCAUGGCAACCAGGAAGGACCAAUGUUUGAUGGCAGCCAUUAUGUCUCAGACAUGGUGACCACAUCUGGCCAUCACCAGAGUAUCAGUAGUGGAUCUAGUUUGGGCAGCAGCCCUUUUGCAAGCUGGUCCCCCAGCCUGUCAGCUCAUCCUGGCUCAAAAGAGGAGCAGCUGAAAACUCUUGAGAAAGCUGGGAUGCUCUUUCGGACAAAAACUGCUGAUAAAGGGAAACGCCUGAGGAAGAACUGGAGUUGUGCAUGGACAGUCUUGGAAGGUGGUGUCUUAAUAUUUUUCAAGGACUCCAAGCAUUCAUCUUCCAGCAGCGUGAAACAUCCCUCUGUGUUAAGUAGCCCAGAGUAUACAGUGGAUCUUCUUGGGGCAUGUCUUUCCUGGGCCCCCAAAGACAAAUCAAGCAAAAAGAAUGUCUUGGAGCUGAAGACACGGGAUGGCUCAGAGUAUUUGAUCCAACAUGAUUCGGAGUCCAUUGUCAGCAUGUGGCACAAUGCAAUUAGUAACAGCAUUAGCAGACUGCCUACAGAUUUCCCUUUGGAAGAGAGCGAGGAUAAUUUAGCAGAUCUGAAAUCCAAGGAACAAGUAGGAGGGAACAAAGAAAAAGAAAGUGAGAAGAAGAAUCCAGCUUUCUGGCACCCAUCCAGCUCUCUCAACUCGGACAAUGACUCCAACAAAGUCCGCAACAAGCUCCGGAAAUUUCUGUUGAAGCGUCCACCUCUGCAGUACCUGCGAGAGCGAGGCUACAUUAAAGAUCAGGUGUUUGGAUGUGCUCUCCAAGUUCUGUGUGACCGUGAGAAGAGCACAGUGCCUCAGUUCGUCAGGCAGUGCAUCUCCACUGUGGAGAAAAGAGGCUUGGAUAUUGAUGGACUUUAUCGGAUAAAUGGUAACCUGGCUACAAUACAGAAAUUGCGCUACAAAGUUGACCGUGAUGAGCACCUGGAUCUUGAUGAUGGCCGUUGGGAUGAUGUUCACGUCAUCACUGGGGCACUCAAACUCUUCUUCCGUGAGCUGCCUGAGCCACUCUUCCCCUUCAGCCAUUUCGACAAAUUUAUUGCUGCCAUUAAAAUUACGGACCCUACAAAGCGAAGCCACCGCUUACGGGAACUUGUGCAUUCUCUACCUCCUGCUAAUCGCAAUACCAUGAGGGUACUUUUCCAGCAUCUUUGCAGGGUUAUAGAGUUCCAGGAGGAGAACCGCAUGUCUCUGCAGAGUGUUGCAAUUGUCUUUGGGCCAACAUUAUUGAAGCCAGAGGCAGAAGAAGGGAAUAUGGCUAUGUACAUGGUUUUCCAGAAUCAGAUUGUGGAGCAAAUCCUUAAUCAGUUCAAUUAUAUAUUCCCAGAGAGCUAGACACAGCUGUAUAAUGGAGUGCCUUCAGUAUGAGAGCAGGUCCUGUUGCUGUAAGGAAAGAGGUGUCGCUGGUUAGGGCCACAACAGAGACAAUGAAGCUGGGAGAGAAAUAUUUGGCAAGCAAUCAAAUCAUCUCUGCUGGAUUCAGAAAGCUUGUUUGUGGAAAGGGGGAGGCUUUGUGGGUGAAUCUAAAGAAUUACUUUUCAAUUGAAGUAAUUAUUUUUCAAGCAACAUGGCUUAUGAAGGAGUUGAGGGAAAUUGUAUUGCUACGGAUAUACUCUGAAUCUUCAGUUCUUUUGAAUGAACGAAGUAUUGUUGAAAAUGUGAGAUGGAGAUGGAUUUGAAGAGGAUCAGACAUUCAUUUGGUGAAUACUGGUUAAUCUGACUCCACUUCUUUGACUGCAAGAUAUAAAAUGGCAGAAUACUAAUACAUGAUCAUAGUAUUGGCAUAACAGCAUUAUAAUACAGAAUUCAGAUUUGUAAUAUUAAUUUCUGUGUAUCAGUUGCUUGUUCCAAUGUAUGUAUGAAUUAUCUGUGGUAGGAUAACUUGCACUUUGAGAUUGGUAAAGUGGAAUUCAGCUUAUCUAUGUACCUGAUCCUUGGGUAACCCUGAGUUCAAUAUAAUCAAAUACAUGUUUACAGUGGUAGAGGGCAUCCCAUGAGCUGUAGAACCUGACAGUUGUGUCACCAAAAUUGGUUGGCAAAAUGGCCAGAAGAUGUGCCCUUUCAAGAAGAUUGGGAGGCUGAGUUUGCAGCACCUUAUCUCUCAAACAUUGCAUACCCCCGGUUUAGAAGCUACCCAGAGAGCUUGGUAUACCUGGACCUUUUUUUUUUCCCUGCUAAAAACAAAGUGGGGAAAGAAUGGAGAGCCUGAUUUAUGGAUUUCUUUCCAAAACCUUAAUAAUAGCUCUGCUCUCAGUUACUUGACGGGGGGGGGGGGCUAGGCUGCAGGAGUUGCCCACAUUCCAAGCUCCUUCCUGAUGGCUUCUCCCACAGGGAUGCCCUGGGGAAAUUUAUCUGGACUUUUUUUUCUCUACCAUUUCCAAGCUGGCCCAUUUUCAGACUGACUUUUGCACCUCUUGUUCUAUUCAGGUUUCAGAGAGUUAUUCUGCUGAAAGGCAGAGACAGUGGUGGUUCAAGGGUAUAUGGUGCCCCUAGGCCACAUUGACUGAUGGCACCACCUGCUGAUGUGAAGAUUUGUCCUUUAGAAUGAUUUGGAAGGGGAGGGGCAGCAUUGGUGCCCUAGGCUAGUUCCUACUCAGUACCAACCCUAAGCUUUGGUGCGCAAGGCCAGUACCUACAGAGCCAGCCUAAAGCCAGCCCUGGACAGAAAGAAUUCCAACCUCCUUUAUAUGAUUUCUUUCAACAUUCCAUUGGGUUGAAAAGAAGAUCAAGGUAGCAAAUGAAUGCAGAAAGUUAUUCUGCUGGCAGAUGGGGUCACUUCAAAUAAUGUUUUCCAACAGUGCAUUGAGCUGAAAAUAAAGUAUUCACCCAUGUGA
This is a messenger RNA of Python bivittatus (Burmese python), 4887 nucleotides long. It is a transcript of the gene ARHGAP27, whose product is annotated as Rho GTPase activating protein 27. Gene Ontology annotation, biological process: regulation of GTPase activity; signal transduction. Lineage: Eukaryota; Metazoa; Chordata; Lepidosauria; Squamata; Pythonidae. The record is from RefSeq and is a predicted model, not a curated record. Gene Ontology annotation, cellular component: cytoplasm. Gene Ontology annotation, molecular function: protein binding.